AUGUUGAAAGUGGGAUUGCAGCACUUUUCUUGCGCCCCCGCCCAGGGGAGUGGGCGCUAUGUCAGUGAAGGUGCAGAUGUCCCGCUGGUACUGCGGGGCCGAGUCCUGUUCCAGGAUUUUGGGGAGAUGCAGUUGCCGAGCUUCCCGUCCGCCGUCUUCCAGCUGCAGCAUUUGGAGGAGUUACACCUGGAGGGGAACUGCAUCGAGGAGAUCCCGCCGCAGAUCGGGCGCUUGCGGAAGCUGCGGGUCCUGUACCUGAACGGCAACAGGCUGCAGAAAUUGUGCGAGGAGCUGGGCGAACUGCAACGCCUGCAGAGCCUCGAUCUGAGCGAGAACCCGCUCAACUGCAGCGCCCUCACCCACACCCUGUGCCGCCUGCGGGACCUGCGGGAACUGCGCCUGUAUCACAUCAACCUGAAGCAGUUCCCAGGCCAGCUCUGCAAGAAACUUCACCACCUGCAGCUGCUGGGCUUGUCCAGGAAUAAGCUGGAGUUGCUGCCUUGGGAAAUCAGCUGCCUCAGGGAACUGCGGCAACUUUACCUUCAAUCCAACAACUUGCAGGUUUUACCCGCCGGCUUCUGCCAGCUGCACCAUUUAGAGGUCUUGGAUCUCAGGGAGAAUGCAAUGAUUUACCUCCCAGAGGAUAUCAACUGUUUGCAAAACCUGAAACACUUGUACCUCGCCGAUAACAACCUGACUUUUAUUCCACAGGCGAUGAGAGGCUGCAGCAGCCUAUGUGUGUUAGACAUCAGCAGGAAUCAUCUGGACGCGAACCACGUCUGCUCACUCCCAGGUUCUCUGGCCGAACUUGACCUGUCCGAUAACCUUCUGCACACAGUCCCGGCUGUCAUCUGCGAGCUCGGCGCCGCCUUGCAGCUACUCUACCUGAAAAACACGCACAUAAGGAACCUCAGCUGCUGCUUCUCCGAGUUAACAGGACUUCGCCUUUUAGAUCUCAGUCAAAAUGUUCUCCGGUACUUUCCGAAGCAAAUCUGCAGCCUGGGCCAGCUGGAGGUUCUGUCGUUGGAUGACAGCAAACUGAAAGAGGUCGCUCCAGGAAUAAAGAAUUUGAGCAAGCUGAAGACUCUCGGUUUAACUGGAAACAGGUUCCGGACAUUUCCCCAAGAAAUUUGCUCCAUUCAAUCCUUGGAAAAAUUAUACCUGGGACAAGAUCACGGGAUGAAAUUCAUCCACGUACCUGAGGAGAUUUCCCAACUUGUGAACCUGAGAGAAUUAUACCUCGAGAACAAUGAGGUUGAGAUUUUGCCAUCAACAAUUGGAUUGCUCCAGAACUUGAUUGUGCUUGACUGCCACGAAAACCGUUUACUGGAAUUACCUCAAUCAAUUGUGGACAUCACUGGCUUGAAGCAGCUUUUAGCAAGUUGUAAUCGGAUAAGACAUCUCCCAGCAAACCUUGAGAAACUGAAGAAUCUAGAAGUCCUUUCCUUGGAGAGAAACCCCCUGGAAAAGCCUCUUGAUGAAAUUUGCCUUCAGGGAGUGUCUGCUGUAUUCCAAUACUUAGAGAAAAUGAAGACUCAGAACUUAAAGGCAAUCAAGAUCCAAGCAUGGUGGCGUGGACUGAUGGUUCGAAAGGAAUUAGGACCUUUCAAAAACCUGUUCCCAAAAAAAGACAAAAAAAGGAAGAAAGACAAAGGAAAGGAUGAAAAGCGGAAGCAGCAGCAGAAAGGAAAAAAGAAAUAAAAGUAUUGACAUUGUAAAACCAGAAGGAAAAUCUGUGAAUAUGCAUAAAAGCUGGAGGUUCCAACAAUAUUCAGGCUUCAGGAAACCAUAAAUUUAUUGGCCAGAGAAGCAAUGAGAUGACAGAGUGGAGGGGGAGAAGGAAACUUGUUUCCACAACAGCCUGAUCACGUCAACAGCCUGUUCACCUAGGGGCUGUCCUCAGCAGAAUUAUCUGUAUUUUAAAUAUUGUGCUUCACUUUCUAGAUAUCAGGGCUAAUGCAAAUCAGGCAAUAGCAAGGUCCACUCCAUUUUCCAGCCCUUGAUUAAAGGACCUGCUGACUCGGUGUCAUCCCAUUUCAAGCUUUCCCACUGAAGACCAUUUUCAGCUUCUCUCUAAGAAAUUCAAAGGUUAUCCUCCUAAAAUGUCCGUGUUCAAGUGCUGAAGGUCAAUCUCUCAAGAGAUGAUCAGAGAUAGAACGAUCAAAAAUGCUAGAUGUUUGUAGAAAUUAACGUCAAUUAGAAAUUUCCUGUAACGUGUACUCACUGUCCUGCACUUUAUAAAACAGCUGCCUAAUCGACAGUAUAAUCGUAACUAAUUGUAAAUUGGAAACACCAUGCCUUUACAGCAUUUAUGACAAAAAUGUAGCUUGAAUGUUUAACUUGUAUGAUCAAAAAUGGGAUGUAAGGAGUUAAACUCAGGCACCGUACCGGCUAUUUUUUCCAAAGGAAAACCUUAGUAAGUUGCAGCUUGGGAUCUUAUUCUCAUCUACAGUAAAAGCAAACACAAUUGAAUCACUCUGGUAUUUGGUUACCACAUCAAAUGCAGCUUUGUAUUCAACCAACUUUCCUAAACUAUUCAAAAGUAUUAAAGAAUAGACAAAAAAUAAUGUAAUACAUGCCAAUAUAUCGAGGUCUUCCAAAAGGGUUUUGCUAAUGAACCACAUAAUAUUAUCAGGUUGGGUUUCCUGGAAAAAAAAACCAUUGGUGACAGGUAGUUACUCAAAUUGGCAAAAUAUCAGAAAGUAUCAAAGACCAGAAACCUUGAUACUAUGUCAGUUGUAAUUGGUUCAAAUGUACUUGAACAAUUCGAAUCAGGAAUCAGAAGUGCAUCAUCACAGUGACUCAGUAGUUAGCACUGCUGCAUCACAGCACCAGGGGCCCGGGUUCGAUUCUACCCUCUGGCGAUUGUGCGAAAUCCACACAUUCUACCAGUGUCCUACCGGUGCUCCGGUUUCCUCUUGGUCCAAAGAUGUGUAGACUAGGGGAGGGAUUAGCCAUGAGAAAUGCAGGGUUACAUGGAGAGGGUAGGGGGAUGGGUCUGGGUUGGCCUCUCUUUGGAAGGUUGGUGUGGGCCGAAUAGCCUGUUUCCAAACUGUAUCAUUGAAUGCCUACAAUUUCAAAAACAGUAAAUAAAAGCAAAUUGAAGGAUGAGGGUCAGGGGAAAGAAACAGAGGGUUUAGUUAAAACUGAAAAGAACUGUGACAAAUUGUGACUUGCAGAAUGGGCAUGCCUUGACACUAAUUUCACUGUGAAUAAGUGUGAGAUAGUGAAGUUUAGUAGAAGAAUAAAGGAGGCCACAUUCUGUAUGAAUUAUACAAGUUUAAACAAAAUAUUGCAGCAAAAGGGAAAUAAAUCACUAAUUAAGAGACAGGUUAAUAAGGCUACAAUAAAUAGAAAACAAAUCCAUUUCUAGAAGGAAAAGAAUUAAAAAUUCUAGAUGUUAAAAAUGAUAGAGAAUCCUCACCAUGCUGGGAAUGCUGUGAAAGGGGUUACAGAUAAACAAUUCAAUACUUUCACUAUAAAGUAGCAGUUAAUGUCUGUAAAAAUAAUCCUCUAUAGUUGCAAGAUACAGAACUAGUAUAAAAACUGGUGUCAUGCUGAUCAAACAUGACAAUAAUACCAAUUGUUAAAAACUAUACUCCCUUUUAAAUAUUGACAUUUUUCGGACUUUUAAAAACGGCUACAAUGGAUCACCCAAUUUCUAGAAGUCCAAGCGUCAAAGCCUCUUCAGACUUCGAGAAAGGAUUUACGGAAUGUCAAGUCGACAGUUAUCAGAACCAACUGCAAAAACACCAUGUCAAUAAGCCAAGACUGAAUCUGGUUCAGCAGCAAGAGAUGAAUCAAAAGUCAAUGUAUCAAAGUUUCAGACAUCAUCGUCAAUCAUUUAUAUCUUCGACCGUGGAGGCGGUUGUUUUAGAACACGGAAACUAAAUUUUGUGAUAAGCUUGGCUUUCUUUCAAGCCUUUUGCAAGCAAGAAUAUCAGAAAGAGCAACUGCAGAAACCAGGAUACAUCUAACCUUUUACCAUGCCACUAGGCAUGACAUUUUAGAUCCUCCUUGAAACCAGUUCCUGACAGGAAAAGCAAACAGACCCCCUUUCUUUGAUCAUUAUUGAAGUUCAUCCUCUCAACUUGGUGCACAUCUCUUUUUCUGAAGAAACUCUACAAAAUCUGGUCCUCUGCCACCUAGAUUUAUCUAAACAUGAACUCCCAAGUAGAAGAAAUCCUCUUACCAGAUUCUAACAGUGAUAUGAACUUGCAAGUUUCUGUUCAGUUUUAAUGUUUUUAGAAGUGAAAUUCCUUGCUAUAAUUCUAUCUGUCUGGUGUAUAUAUUG
This is a messenger RNA of Stegostoma tigrinum, 4294 nucleotides long. Its product is annotated as leucine-rich repeat and IQ domain-containing protein 4-like. Gene Ontology annotation, molecular function: protein binding. NCBI's taxonomy places the organism in Eukaryota, Metazoa, Chordata, Chondrichthyes, Orectolobiformes, Stegostomatidae. The transcript has 5 exons. The coding region runs from base 1 to 1701 and encodes 566 amino acids. The record is from RefSeq and is a predicted model, not a curated record.